Molecule: messenger RNA, 1305 nt
Organism: Manduca sexta (tobacco hornworm)
Lineage: Eukaryota; Metazoa; Arthropoda; Insecta; Lepidoptera; Sphingidae
Exons: 4
Coding region: 80-802 (240 amino acids)
Molecular function (GO): N-acetyltransferase activity
Source: RefSeq, a predicted model, not a curated record
UGACCUCUUUAACACUAGCAGCGUAGAGGCGAGACACUGACCCCUUAUAGUAAGUUCUAACACAAUUGUUUAUUACCAGAUGGUGUACACUCGCCCAGCAUCAGUGCCCUACCCAACUGUGUGGAAGAGGUUUACUGUACGAAAGGGUGGGGUCACCAGCCUCCUACGUAUCCAAGAUCUGACUGAGGACAUGCACGAACCAGCUCUGAAGCUCAUGGCGAAGUACUUCACCAGAGAUGAACCUCCAUGCAAGUAUAUUGGAAUUCAAAAUCACCCAGUAGCGUUGUCUGAGCUGGAGAAAUUGUGGCGUAACACCAUCAAAGACAAUUUGUCUCUGGUCUGCAUCAAAGACACGGAUGACGAGAGUCCAGUGAUUGUUGGAGUGAAUAUCCUCACCGUCGUAUGUAAGGAAGACAAGGAUGUGCCGUUUCAGACGGAAGACAAAGUCUGGGCAAAACUCUUCGGCGCCGUAGACCUGGUGUCGAGGAGUGUGAACAUUUUCGAGCGGUACGGAGUGGACAAAUACUUGACGGCGUAUGGCCUGGUGGUAGAGCCUCAGUGGCGCGGCUGUGGGAUUGGAAAGGAGAUUUUAGAAGCAAGGAUUCCACUCUGUAAAUCACUUGGCGUUAAGGUGACUGCUACGGUAUUUACAGCUGGGGCUUCUCAAGCAGUAGCCAAAAAGGCUGGAUUCAUAGAUCUCUUUGAAAUAACUUACGAAGAACUUGCUAAAAAAGGUUUUAUAUUCCCCGGAGUGGAGAAAGACACGAAAUCUUCGAAACUUAUGGCUUUGUCUAUUGAGUAAAUCGAUCAGUAUUAUCUAGUUUUUACAAAAAAUAUUUAAACGUGUUUGGGUACUACUACAUUUAAAUGUUAAAAUGCGCUUUAGUGACAUCUAUUAUUAAAUUGGUAAAUGUAAACGUUGUACGACCAUAAAUCCUUCUAAUAAUGUGUUUUAAAAUGAUUAUUUCUGUUUUUAUUUGGAUAAGAGUUGUACCAGUUUUUAUUAUUAUGCUUUUUAACUGUUCUGUGAUUACAAUGAUCUCGUUUUAGGUAGUAGUCUUAUCAAUUGUAAUAGUUUUGUUAUUUCCUAUUAUUUUAAUAGUUAAAUUAUCAGUAUAUUGUAAUUAGUACUGUAGGCACUAGUUACUAAACUACUAUUACAAGCUUAUGUUAAGUGCAAUAAAUAAUAUGUAUUAAUUAUAUAUAUGUUUAAAACGAUAUCCCUUCACACCAUUGUGACACCAAAUUAUUUUUUUAUGUUGACACUGUAUUUAUUGAUUCUAAUGUUAGAUAAUAUAUCAAGAC